Athalia rosae (coleseed sawfly) is the source of this 1106-nucleotide messenger RNA. Its product is annotated as solute carrier family 35 member E3-like. Gene Ontology annotation, molecular function: nucleotide-sugar transmembrane transporter activity; antiporter activity. NCBI's taxonomy places the organism in Eukaryota, Metazoa, Arthropoda, Insecta, Hymenoptera, Athaliidae. Gene Ontology annotation, cellular component: Golgi apparatus. The coding region runs from base 142 to 1077 and encodes 311 amino acids. The record is from RefSeq and is a predicted model, not a curated record. The transcript has 5 exons.
UGGCAGUACCAAAAUUGAUAACAGUCAACAACAGCCUCUAUACUGAUAAUUCGGACAUGGUCAACCUAAAAACAAUAAUGUGAAUUUCAAGAUUUAUGUUCUGAUUCAGUCCCGUGACAUUCGGGAAAAAUACCUGUCAAAAUGAAUGAAAAACUUUUAACGUUCCUUUGCCUAGUAAUGAACGUUUUUUUUUCCAUAGUGAUCGUGAUACUUAACAAAAUGCUUUAUAUUCGUGUUGGUUUCCCAAACAUAACUCUAUCCAUGAUACACUUCAUUGUUACCUUUUUUGGGUUGAUUGUAUGCGAAAAAGUUGAUGUAUUUUGUAUAAAAGAUGUGGCCGUUAAAGGAAUGGUUCCUAUUGCUCUGACGUUCUGUGGAUUUGUUGUACUUACAAACCUCAGCCUUGAACAUAACACCAUCGGAACUUAUCAAGUGGCUAAGAUGCUGACUACACCCUGCGUUAUAGUUAUGCAGGCAAUAUUUUAUCAGAAAAAAUUUAGCAUCCUUGUUAAGCUCACUCUGAUCCCUAUAAUAUUAGGAGUGAUAAUUAACUUCUAUUAUGACAUCAGAUUCAAUAUUCUUGGAACUAUUUAUGCCAUCCUAGGUGUACUUGUGACAUCUCUAUACCAAGUUUGGGUCAACAGCAAACAAAAAGAGUUUCAAAUGGAUCCAAUGCAGCUCCUUUAUUAUCAAGCGCCACUAUCUGCAGCUAUGCUAUUUUUAGUUGUACCUUUUUUGGAACCUGUUGGUAACACGUUGAACCAUUCAUGGACAUUUACAGACAUUCUGUUGAUAUUAUUGUCAAGUAUUAUUGCAUUUUUUGUCAACUUGACGUCUUACUGGAUAAUUGGAUACACAUCCCCACUGACGUACAAUAUGGUUGGACACUCUAAAUUUUGCUUACUUUUACUCGGCGGUUCCAUUAUCUUUCAUGAAUCGCUGGCCUUGAAUCAAGCUAUAGGAAUCACUUUAACUCUAAUUGGAAUCGUUUUCUAUGCUCGGGUUAAGAUGAAAGACAGCGAUCAGAGGAAACUGCAUAUGACAUUAGAGGAAGGCAAACAACUUUAUAAGAAUUAACAAUGUACAAAAUAUAUUUAUGAAACAAA